AUGGAUACUCCUACAUGCCCCCCACCGCGAGACGACCGCGAGAAGGAGAUUCUGGACAAGCUGGUUGCGAUCCGCGACAGUCUGCAACUGCUGAAGCAGGAUCGGACGACGUACAUUCGCAGUCAAGAUGUCCUACCGCUGUACGAUGAUACCAUCGAGCAGGUCCGCCAGCUCAACGAGUUCCGAUCGUCUGAUCGAAGAGAGGAGAACAGAGUGGACAGAGUAUUAGAGAGCUGUUUCCAGCUUUUGUCGCUCUUCUUCAUGACGAUCGGUCGAAACAACGAAGCCCCGGCCGCCUAUGCGUUGACGUCCACCAUCAAGAGACUCCUGGAUCACCUUACCGAAGUCAACCUGUACUCUGCUAAAGACCUCGAGAGCCUGUCGCACACCCUCAGCAAGCUGGCGCAUAACGUCAAGUCCACCGAAAAUGAAUACUCGCCAUACCUCAUUACUCUACUAUCAAAUAGACUAGAGCUUUGUGAACAGUCUCUGGCCAAUCUAAAAAAGCGCCUGGAGCGUCUCGAGGAUCCCCUUCCGAAGACGUACGAGAAGCUGAUUUCUAUCCUGAGAUCCAUUUCUCUGGCAAACACACGGGCCAAGUUCUCGUCGUCAGAGGUUCAGAAGCUGCGAUCCCAAUUACUAGAGAUAGACCAACAGAACAAGGAGGGCAAGUUCAUGACUACGGACGGACGUGUCCCUGCUGGAAGUGAAGAGGUGGCUGCAUUACUGGAGAAAUGCCUGCAAUGGUCCGACGUUGUGCUUGAGAGAAAAGGAGUGAUCCCUGAAUCAUUCCGGCCGAUAUACGACGUUCUUUUCCGCAUCCGUAACGAGCUCGAGAAGCUCUCUAUUACGAAAGCGUGGUCUCUACGUGAGGCAGACCUCUACGACUUCCAGAGGCAGUUGGACAAGAUCGACGAAAGCAGAGUGAACGGCAAUUGGCUGGACGAGGACGGUAAACCUGCUGAGCUCUAUGUCCAGCGUACGCUUCUUUACCUCAUCAGGAGAAGCUACGCCUAUAUCUACUCGCUCAUGAUCUCCUCAGAACCCGUGUCUGAGGCCCUGUUACCGAUUUACAACCAGCUACAAACGCUCAAGAGAUGCUUGAUCGAGGUCAAGAACAGCGGUGGUGUCCAGUCUGUCAGGGAACUGUACCCCUACAGUAUGAAGCUUCACUCGAUCGACAACAUGCGCCAAGACGGAAAGUUCAUGGUCAACAACGAUAUUCCCGAAGGGCAGGGCAGUGUUAGCGAGCUUCUCGCCGAGUGUUUUGACCUCAACUAUGAACUCAGGGUUGCUGUUGAAGAGCAAGCUGGGGCAGAAUGA
This is a messenger RNA of Colletotrichum graminicola M1.001, 1323 nucleotides long. RefSeq lists its product as uncharacterized. The coding region runs from base 1 to 1323 and encodes 440 amino acids. The record is from RefSeq and is a predicted model, not a curated record. The transcript is spliced from 6 exons. Lineage: Eukaryota; Fungi; Ascomycota; Sordariomycetes; Glomerellales; Glomerellaceae. Gene Ontology annotation, cellular component: cytoplasm; nucleus.